AAUAAUAAAAAACUUGUAUUGAGGAGGUAGUCAUGUUUAAAAAUGCAUUAUAAAAAACAUUCACUAAGGAGUAAGCUGUCCAGGACACCUGUGAGCAUGUUAAAUGUGCUUGGACAGCGUGUGUGGUGAACUGUAAUACCACCGCCGGCCAAGAGAUUGCGCUGUUGUCAUGUAAGACGUGAGUUGGAGAUUAAACUGCUUGUGGAUCUGAAGAAGCCGCGGGGCUGCUAGCGCUCGGCAAUACACAACAUCGGUUUAUAACUUUACAAACGUCAUGCUAAAACAAUAAAGCCAGACUUACAUUUAAAAGUAAACCUCUGUGCUUCAGAGCUUCACCAGCGUGAAGGAAAGCGCUUCUCCACCGCACAGUUAAGUACUGGCGCUAAUUAGCUUGGCGGGAGUAACCCCUUAAAACAAUCGUGUCAUAUAAUCCUACUCUUUAAAAUGCCACAACAGUUGGAAGGGUAAGGGGAAAAUUCGGAUACAGCCCAGCACACUAAACAAUCGUGUUUGUAUGUUUACCUGGAUUUCAGGCUGGCUUGUCUGCAAAGCUUCAGGUUGUCUUUGCCUGUGAUGGUCGCUCCACACAACGUCUUGUUGAGGGUCACGUUUAAUGUAAAAUUUGUCCAUAUAUAAACUUUUCUUUUUCUACCUGAAGUAGAAAUUUUUCACCUAUAUCACAGACACAGUUCAUUGAAAUGGCGUCUUCCCAGGCGACUGCAGGACUCAGUGUUCUGAUUGGAUCGCUUUGCAUUUGUUCCCGCCCUCCUCCACCAGCAGUCAUUAUGAUUGGAUGUCGUCUUCGAAGAGCAUUUUCGUUUCGUUUUUAUUUGUUGAGAAAAAAGUCUAUCAAUUUAGUUAAAGUUUUCGUGUCUGGGCAGGAGUUUAUGAUUCGUUUCAUUUUCGUUGGCCAACUAAGGUAGUUGACAAAGACGAUGAUGAAAAUUUUUCGUCAACGAAAUUAACACUGCUUAAAAUAAACAAUUUCUAAUCUAAUCUGAUCAGAUGUCAUCUGAUCUGAUCUACUCUAAUCAAAUCUGAUUUCACUCCAGUCUGAUCUGAUCUAAUUCCAAUCUAAUCUAAUUAAAUCGGAUCUAAUCUAAUCUGAUCUGAUGACCCUGUUUGGGGGAAAUGAGCCUCUGACCAUGUGCCCAGCAAGAUAUGUCACCAGGGGUUGCAUGAGUUUAUGGACACUGGGGUCAAAGAUCUGGGUCUAGGGAUACUCACACAUUUAUUGGAAAAAUAAAACAUCUGACACAAUAGGCCAACAAGGGACUUAGUUUCCUGUUGGCUCUGCUGCUAAGAUGACUUUUAGAACCAAAUUCCAAAGAUCAUAUAAAAAACUUUAAACAAUCAAAAGAAGUCAGGACGUGUAGUUUGUAGAAUAUUCUUUAGAUGCAACUUUUGCUGCCCAGUGGCUGCCAGUCCUCAGUGGGCUGUCACUGUGGGUGAUAAAGCCACAAGAGAGCAAACUUUCAGUUGACGCUACUGUUGAGUGUUGUAUUAUAAAAGGUUUCAUGGACAGCAACAUCUCAAUUUUUUUUUGUGGCUCCUCAGAAGUCUCGUCUCUGGAAAAGCAUAGAUGUCUGUGUUUUUAUUUAAUCAAAAUUAAAGACUCAGUUGUUUUGUAUUUAUUUAUUAGUAAAAGUCACUCUAGACAGUUCAGUAUGUAGGUACCUGUCUCGUAUUUCAACAGAUUAAUGGCAAAUAACACCUCCACAGUUGGAGAGUUUGUGGUGCAGCAGCCCAGGUACCGGCUUAUCAUCGUCCAGGUUUUUGUGAUUGCUUUCUUUCUCAUCAACAUGUUGCUGAUUGUGACAUUCUUUAAAAAAAAGUCUUUUCACACGACCACUCGCUAUCUCCUAUUUGCUCUGAUGCUGCUGUCAGACAGCUUCCUGCUAGUCAUGUCUGAUAUUCUGCUGGUUCUAACAGCUUUUGAGGUGGUCAUGCAAGUUUGGAUGUGUAUUAUUGUGUCUAUUGCCAUGUUCCUGUUCAAUAUGGUAACGCCGAUCACACUCACAGCAAUGACCCUGGAGCGAUAUGUGGCGAUCUGCAUGCCCCUGCGUCACGCAGAGCUGUGCUCCACUCGCAGCACGGUGCACUGCAUCCUCAUCAUUCAUGGAAUCAGCUCCAUUCCCUGCAUUGUCAUUCUUUCUAUGUUUUUUGCAUCUGUUUCUCUCAGCAUUUUCAAGCAAAACAUGGUGUGUUCAACGGAAAUUUUUUUAUUAUACAAGUGGCACCAUGAUCUCAGGUCGGCUGUGAGUCAAUCUUUCUUUUUAAUUAUGUGCAUUGUCAUUGUUUUCUCCUAUUACAAAAUAAUGAGGGUAGCCAAAGCUGCAUCGGGGGAGAAUAAAAAGUCAACAUUGAAAGGCCUGAAAACAGUGAUCCUUCAUGGUUUCCAGCUGCUGCUUUGCCUCAUCCAGCUGUGGUGUUCCUUCAUUGAAACUGCAUCUCUCCAAGUCAGCAUCAGUUUUUUUAUCAGUGUAAGGUAUGCUAACUAUAUAGUAUUUACUCUGGCUCCCAGGUGCUUGAGUCCUCUCAUUUACGGCCUCAGAGAUGAAACCUUUUUUCUUGCUUUAAAAAAGCUUUGGGUGUCUUAAAUGUAUGCAAUAAUCGCUGCACUCUCUUUUUCAGGAUAACUGGAGUUUUAUCAUUUAUUUUAAAAUAUAAAAUCAGAAGCUCUCUGAAUUUAUUUUGGUGCAAAAUAAGAUUGCCGUUUGACUUGUUACUUAAUUGUGGCUGGACUGAUAUUUCAAAGUUAAUAAUUAAAGCACUCAUUCAGCUUCUAUGCUCCACAGAUCUGAAACACUCCCAGAAAGCCUUAGAUCAGCUGAAACACUCAGUGCAUUUAAAGAGUUAAAGGUAAAGACCAACCUGUUCUCAGCUGCCUUCGACUUCUACAUAUUCAAAAGUUUACAUUCACACCCUUCAUCUACACUUGAUUUUAAUUAUGUAUUUUUAUUUUUUUAAAUCUUAUUUCAAUGAUCACACCUUUACUAUUUAUUUUGUUUCUUUUAAUGUUUUAUGUAAUGCACUUUGAAUUGUCUUUGCACAUUAAAUGUCCUAUAGAAUUAAACUUACCUUGCCACUCAAAAACUUUUUAAAACAUUCAAGAUCCUGUGACUUUAUGAAAUGUUAUUACUGCUUCUGUUUUUACCUGAUGCUGCUUAUUCUUGUAUUAACUGAUCCCUGAUUUAACUAUUUAUAUUUAUUUUUGCACUUUUUAUGUGAAAAUAAUCAGUUCAAGAAAGCCAGUUACAGUUUUGAUUCACUUUAUUUAGAAGUUACCAGCAACUUCAUUAACUCAUGAAAAUAUAACAAAUACAACAAUAAAUGUUAAACAUACAUGUUUUUUUUUGCCCUUUUUGUAAUGAUCUGAUGAUUUGGAAAAAGUUAUAUUUCCACUGAAACACUGUUGUUGUUUUCCAGCUGCUGUUUUCCUUCAUUAAUCAAUAAAUAGUUUCUGAAGCAAUGGUGAGUCCUUUUUAAGUGCUUAACAUC
Molecule: messenger RNA, 3501 nt
Organism: Oryzias melastigma (Indian medaka)
Lineage: Eukaryota; Metazoa; Chordata; Actinopteri; Beloniformes; Adrianichthyidae
Product: odorant receptor 131-2-like
Exons: 1
Coding region: 1701-2600 (299 amino acids)
Biological process (GO): G protein-coupled receptor signaling pathway
Cellular component (GO): membrane
Molecular function (GO): G protein-coupled receptor activity
Source: RefSeq, a predicted model, not a curated record